AUGCCCUCCAACAAGAACCUCGUCUUCCUCUCUCUGGCCGCCUCCCUCGUCAUCCCAAUCAACUGUUUUCAGAUCCCAUUCCUAUCCCAUCCGCAACCAUCAUCCUCAUCACCGUCUUCCAGCUCAGCCUCGGUCUUUCAACUCCAACAAGCUGUUCACAUCACCACCUACAAGACCCGUCGUCUACACCUGCGGAGAACAUUUAAUGAAACGGACAGGGAAACAAUCGAUAUCCGGAGCAAUAUACCCCGCGCAACAGCAACAAGAGCUGACGGAAGUCCAAUCGAGCACUACUAUCCUUCCUCUCAUUCUGUGAAAGUCCGUCAUGGGAAAAUAUGGACUCAUCAUUCUACUCUCAACCAGUGGAAACUCGCCCAUCAACGGCAAAUCUUACUCGACCAAUCCCAGAGAAACUUUGGAGAUCAUUCUCGAAUCUUAGCCAGCAACAAAACCUUGAUGAACAGCCAUCUGAACUGGUCUGAAUUCGACACCGUUCUUCCUGAUGUCACGGAUAUCGAAACUCUGGCCAGUCUGGCGAUGAUGACCAAUAAUGCUUAUACUCUUCCGGGCGACGAUAGAUGGUACGAUCCAGGAGGAGCUUGGAACUUGUCCGACUCUUUCGGAUGGGACGAAGAUGGCUUGCGGGGCCACAUUUUUGCAACACCUGAUAAUUCGACCAUCGUUGUUGCUAUCAAAGGAACUUCUGCUGGUUUGCUAGGGAAUGGCGGUUCGACUGGUGUCAAUGAUAAAUUGAAUGAUAAUUUAUUCUUCUCGUGUUGUUGUGCGCGAGUCAGUUGGAGUUGGUCGCCGGUUUGUGAUUGUUACGAAGGGCCGAACAAAUGUCGAGAAAGUUGUGUGGAGAGCGCGUUGAUGAACAAAUCAGUGUAUUUCCACGCAGCCGUCGAUUUGUACGACGACAUAGUACGAAUGUAUCCACAUUCACAAAUCUGGCUGGCUGGGCAUAGUCUGGGUGCUGCACUAGCGGGCAUAUUAGGUGUUACCUUUGGAGUACCAGCCGUGGGCUUCGAGGCUCCCGGCGAUCUGCUCCCCGCUCAACGACUCCAUCUUCCCUUACCACCAGGCGCUAAUUUCGGGAAUGGCCAGGAAAUGAGCCACGUUUUUCAAGUCUUUCAUACCGCUGAUCCGAUCGCCAUGGGCACUUGUAAUGGCGCGUUAAGUAGCUGUUCAGUGGCCGGUUAUGCACUCGAAACUCGCUGUCAUUUGGGAAAAUCCAUUAUUUUUGAUACCGUUGGUAAAUUAAAAUGGGCUCAAGAUAUCAGGACCCAUCCGAUCCAAACGGUCAUCGAUAAAGUAUUAAGACCUGAUUGGAUUCCUGGAUCAAACUUUUCCGAAUGUCACGAAGGCGGUAAGCAAGUUAAAGAGAAAGGCUUACGAUGGCCUUGGACUGGUCGUAAAAAUAAGGGAUCAGAUUGCCCGAACGAGAACGACGAGCCGAUCGUUCCUAUCGCUGAACCUCAGGAUUGCGAGGAGGGUGAUUGCCCACUCUGGGAAUUCAGAGACUCUUGGGACGAUGAUGGCGGUGAUCAUUGA
This is a messenger RNA of Puccinia triticina, 1551 nucleotides long. RefSeq lists its product as uncharacterized. The transcript is spliced from 4 exons. Gene Ontology annotation, molecular function: glycerophospholipase activity. The record is from RefSeq and is a predicted model, not a curated record. NCBI's taxonomy places the organism in Eukaryota, Fungi, Basidiomycota, Pucciniomycetes, Pucciniales, Pucciniaceae. The coding region runs from base 1 to 1551 and encodes 516 amino acids. Gene Ontology annotation, biological process: piecemeal microautophagy of the nucleus; macroautophagy; neutral lipid catabolic process.